CUAGCCCUAGCCGCUGGUAGCCCUUAUUCACUGUUUAGAGUUUAGAGCAUGGUUUAGAGGCAAUUUUUCUGUGUGCUUGUAGAGUCGAUUUUGUGUGUGCUUACCCCCUGUUCGACUGCAUUUUCAUAGCCUUCGCGAACAGCGCUGCGAGAGGAGAAUGGACAGACGGAAACGUUUUUCGUUUGCGGUGUAGACCGGUAUCGUUUUGCUGCCAAUGCCUGUUGUCACGCUGCCGUGCUUUUGAAUUUGAGACUUCCACAAGCCUUCAGUAUGGAAAACAAAAGUGAUGUUCGGGGAGCUCUGGAUUGUCAUUCCGAAAAGAACAUCCCGGAAGAUGCAGAAAACUUCCGCAGCGACACGAAGCCAGACUCUCCAGAUAGUGAAAUCAACCUUAAGAUGCUGGACGAACCCGCUGUUGCGACCUCCGAAGCGUAUUCAUCUUCACUCAACAACGAAGUUGCGGCGGGCUCCGACAGUCAGCCAGUGCAGAACAAAACACGGGAGCAGAUAGAUGAAGAAGAAAGGGAAAAGAUGCAAGUUCUGGUGUCAAGCUUUUCGGAGGAACAACUGAAUCGGUACGAGAUGUAUCGCAGGGCGGCAUUCCCGAAAGCAGCCAUCAAGCGACUGGUGCAGUCCAUAACGGGGUGCUCCGUAUCGCAGAAUGUGGUGAUCGCUUUGUCAGGCAUCGCAAAGGUAUUUGUGGGUGAAGUGGUCGAGGAAGCCCUAGACGUUCUGGAACUGCAAGGUGAGACGGGACCCCUUCAGCCCAAGCAUCUUCGGGAGGCUGUGCGCCGCCUUCGUACUCGUGGAUUCAUCCCAAAUGGAAAGAAACGGCCGAUAUAUUACCGAUGAGGUAACCAAGCAACCUUGUGUGAUGGCACGUGCCACAAAAAGCUUGUCACCGUGUGUAGCGAGAGGUGAGCAAACUGAGCACCAGUAACCAGAUUGAGGGAACACGCGUGAAACACCUAAUCUAGAAAAAUACAGGACAUUGCAAUGCUAGAAGUCGGUCACGUGAAGCACCUAAGAGCUGUAGUUCUGAUUGAAAAUGCUGAAAGAAAACAAAAAGAAGGAAGGAAAAUAAAGAGAAAAAUUAAAAACACAAAACUAAAGCUGCAGAAUCACACACUCUGGCUUGAUCCCAUGAUGUAUGCAGAACCGGUAUAGAAAUAAGAGGAAGGAAGAACAGAAAAAAAGAAGAAGAAACAGAGAGGAUAAAAUUGCAUCUCCUACGUACAAUUGCUCCGUAAGGUCAGCAGCCAUGCCCUCGAAGAUUUUACUUGUCAAGAUGGGCAUCUUAUUUUCUUUGUCACCUUUGAUACUGAUUCCCAGCCCGUUGUUAUCCUGUUUUACAACAUGUUGUGCGACCGCACCACCAGGGUUGAUAAAAGGGUUAGGUUGAGGGUUGAGGGUUAAUAAAAGAGAAGAUACUUCUACAAAGUUGAGCACUGCACCGUCCUCCACUACGGCUACGUACAACCAACCAACGAGGUUACGAAAAACGCUGUUAAAAAAGAAAAGAAAAUAAAUGGUCAAAUGCCGGGAACAGUCA
Ornithodoros turicata is the source of this 1552-nucleotide messenger RNA. It is a transcript of the gene Taf11, whose product is annotated as transcription initiation factor TFIID subunit 11-like. Gene Ontology annotation, biological process: RNA polymerase II preinitiation complex assembly; transcription initiation at RNA polymerase II promoter. The coding region runs from base 271 to 852 and encodes 193 amino acids. Gene Ontology annotation, molecular function: transcription coactivator activity; protein heterodimerization activity. Gene Ontology annotation, cellular component: transcription factor TFIID complex; nucleus. Lineage: Eukaryota; Metazoa; Arthropoda; Arachnida; Ixodida; Argasidae. The record is from RefSeq and is a predicted model, not a curated record. The transcript is spliced from 2 exons.